Messenger RNA from Talpa occidentalis (Iberian mole), 3509 nucleotides. It is a transcript of the gene NR2F1, whose product is annotated as nuclear receptor subfamily 2 group F member 1. Gene Ontology annotation, biological process: anatomical structure development; positive regulation of transcription by RNA polymerase II; cell differentiation. Gene Ontology annotation, molecular function: nuclear receptor activity; zinc ion binding; RNA polymerase II cis-regulatory region sequence-specific DNA binding. The coding region runs from base 1991 to 3259 and encodes 422 amino acids. The transcript has 3 exons. Lineage: Eukaryota; Metazoa; Chordata; Mammalia; Eulipotyphla; Talpidae. The record is from RefSeq and is a predicted model, not a curated record.
UCUGACCAGUCAGUCGCCUUUGAUUAUCAGUUGCCAGCAGCCCUUCUCUUGGCUCCUUGACACGAGCUCCAUAUAAGGCAGCGAUCUCCAUAGAAACGUGUCAGUUUCAAUAGUAGUGUCAAAGUUCACUAUAUACAGACAUUCGCGCAGAUCCCCCUUUCGGAAACAUUGCUCUGCGAGUCCUCCCGUUUCAACGCAUUCAAUUUUGGGGUCUCUCCCUCUCUCUCUCCCUCUCUCUCCCUCCCUCCCUCCGCGUCUCUCCCUCUCUCUCUCUCUCUCUCUCUCUCUCUCGCUCUCGCUCUCUCUUUCUCUCUCUUUCUCACUGGCUCUCUUCUCUCCCCCUCUCUCCCCUUUCUCUUUUCUUACAUAUUCUAUUAGUUGUUGCCCCGAAUUCUUCUUCUUCUUUCUCUGCUUUCUCUCCCUCCUCCUCGUCUCCUCUACUCCAUCCCUGCAGAAGAGAGGGCGAAACUUAAAAAAAAAAAAAAAAAAAAAAAAACCGGGGGAGGAGGAGGCACCCCCUUCGUAUUCUUUUUAUCGUUAUUUUAUACAUAUAUGAUUUUUGGGGGGAGGGAGGGUGUUGGUUCUCGGCUGAAGAGCACUUAUUUAAAAUACUAAAAAAAGAACAUUUUUGGGCGAUCUCCAGGGUUUUUUUAACUAGCUCUGUGUGUUAUAGCAGAAGAAGCAGAAGAAGGAGCAAGAAAGAGGAAAAGAAGAGGAUUAUUUAUUCGACCUACUUUGGAUGUCUCUCUCGCGGUUUUUUGUGGCUUUUUUUUUUUUUUUUGCCGUUCCUUUUCUUCUGAUUUUUAUUUUUUCUGUUUCGCCGUGAAUCCGUCGCCGGCGUGAAUCCUCCCGUGUGUUUCUCCCCCGCCGGCACCUCCCGCAAGAGGAAGGCUCCGCCAGCCCCGCGCCGCCGGCACAACAAAAAGAGCAAAGUGCGCGGUCCCCGCCGGCGGCUCCCGCUCUCCGCGCCGCGCUCCUGGAUGGCUGGCCGCGCCCGGCCCUGGACCUGGCCCCCCGACUCCAGCGCGCCCUGAUCGCGGCCGGCGGCGGCGUCGUCCCGCGCCCGGCUCCGCGCCCCGCGCCCCCCUGCACCCCGAGUCCGGCGAGGGCUCGCGCCCGGACGGCGGCGGCCGCGGCCACCCCGGCCGGCGCUCCCGCCGCGGCCCCGACCGCAGCCCGGACCCCGGCGCGGGUCGCGCCUGCCCCGGCGGCCCUCGCGGCGGCCGCCGAGCCCGCGGCUCCAGCGGCGCCCGCAGCCGCGCCCGCCGCGCCCGCCGCGCCCGCCUCCCCCGCCGCUGCCGCCGCCCUCGCCGGCUGCUCCAUGUCGGCCCGGCCGGCGCGCGGCGCGUAGCUCGAGCGGCCGGCGGGCGGCCCGGCGCCCGGCGCGGGUGAGCGGGCGUGUGCGCGGGAGCGAGUGUGAGUGCGCGGGGGUGCGGGCGAGGCGGAGGGCGAGUGUGUGCGCGCGCCGUGGCCCAUGCCCGCCGCCCCCGGCGCUGCGCCCCGCGCCGCUCCCGGCUGCCGCCUGUGCCAUUUCUGAUUUUGCAACUUGGGGAAGAAGAAAAAAGCGAGAGAAGGAAGCUUGCUGGCUGGCUGGGGGGGGUGGGGAGGGGGGAAGGAGAGCGCCCCCCCAGGAUCGGAGCGCGGGGGGAGCGGGCGAGGGGAGCAGGGGUGUCGGGGGGGGGAGCCUGAGAGCCUGGGGGGGCUGCAAAAAGAGAGAAAGAAAACAGCAGGAACCACAACAAAACGCCAGCAGGGCGGGCGGGCGCGCGGCGGCAGCGGGGCGGCCGAGGCAGUAGCGCCGGCAGCGGCGGCAGCGGCGCAGGCAGCGGCCGGUGCCCGGCUCGGGCUCGGCUCCCGCGACCCCGGGGCGCCCGGCGGGCCCCCGCCCCCUCCCCCUCCCCCCUUCCCCUUCCCCUCCCAGCGCGCCCGCGCGCCCCGCGGCCCUCGGCGAGCAGCUCGGCUCCCCCCAGCGCUCCCCGGGCCCAAAGAUAUGGCAAUGGUAGUUAGCAGCUGGCGAGAUCCGCAGGACGACGUGGCCGGGGGCAACCCCGGCGGCCCCAACCCCGCAGCGCAGGCGGCCCGCGGCGGCGGCGGCGCGGGCGAGCAGCAGCAGCAGGCGGGCUCCGGCGCGCCGCACACUCCGCAGACCCCGGGCCAGCCCGGCGCGCCCGCCACCCCCGGCGCGGCGGGGGACAAGGGCCAGGGCCCGCCCGGCUCGGGCCAGAGCCAGCAGCACAUCGAGUGCGUGGUGUGCGGGGACAAGUCGAGCGGCAAGCACUACGGCCAGUUCACCUGCGAGGGCUGCAAAAGUUUCUUCAAGAGGAGCGUCCGCAGGAACUUAACUUACACAUGCCGUGCCAACAGGAACUGUCCCAUCGACCAGCACCACCGCAACCAGUGCCAGUACUGCCGCCUCAAGAAGUGCCUCAAAGUGGGCAUGAGGCGGGAAGCGGUUCAGCGAGGAAGAAUGCCUCCAACCCAACCCAAUCCAGGCCAAUACGCACUCACCAACGGGGACCCCCUCAACGGCCACUGCUACCUGUCCGGCUACAUCUCGCUGCUGCUGCGCGCGGAACCCUACCCCACGUCGCGCUACGGCAGCCAAUGCAUGCAGCCCAACAACAUCAUGGGCAUCGAGAACAUCUGCGAGCUGGCCGCGCGUCUGCUCUUCAGCGCCGUCGAGUGGGCCCGCAACAUCCCCUUCUUCCCGGACCUGCAGAUCACCGACCAGGUGUCUCUGCUACGCCUCACCUGGAGCGAGCUGUUCGUGCUCAAUGCGGCCCAGUGCUCCAUGCCGCUGCACGUGGCGCCCUUGCUGGCCGCCGCCGGCCUGCACGCCUCGCCCAUGUCCGCCGACCGCGUCGUGGCCUUCAUGGACCACAUCCGCAUCUUCCAGGAGCAGGUGGAGAAGCUCAAGGCGCUUCACGUCGACUCGGCCGAGUAUAGCUGCCUCAAAGCCAUCGUGCUGUUCACGUCAGAUGCCUGUGGCCUGUCGGACGCUGCCCACAUCGAGAGCCUGCAGGAGAAGUCGCAGUGCGCCCUGGAGGAGUACGUGAGGAGCCAGUACCCGAACCAGCCCAGCCGAUUCGGGAAACUGCUGCUGCGACUGCCCUCCUUGCGCACCGUGUCCUCCUCGGUCAUCGAGCAGCUCUUCUUCGUCCGUUUGGUAGGUAAAACCCCAAUCGAAACUCUCAUCCGUGAUAUGUUACUGUCUGGGAGCAGCUUCAACUGGCCUUACAUGUCCAUCCAGUGCUCCUAGACCUUGGGCGCUUCCCACCUGCUCCCGCUUCCCUAGAGACUCAGAGGACCAGUGGGGGCCAUGGACUGUAAAGCCUUGGGGACACCGGGCUGCUGAUGCAGGGUACAGCCUGCCAGGCUGGGCAGGGGGUGGGGGGGGAGGGCUGGGAGGACAAGGAGCAGCCCACCCUGCAGAAGUGCAAGCUGAGCUCCAAAUCGGGAGAAAAAGAGACUCUUUUAGGAUCAGAUCUGUGAACACGUUGGAAAGGAAA